This is a messenger RNA of Sorex araneus (European shrew), 1050 nucleotides long. RefSeq names its product olfactory receptor 1038. The record is from RefSeq and is a predicted model, not a curated record. The transcript is spliced from 2 exons. Gene Ontology annotation, molecular function: G protein-coupled receptor activity; olfactory receptor activity; odorant binding. Gene Ontology annotation, cellular component: membrane. Lineage: Eukaryota; Metazoa; Chordata; Mammalia; Eulipotyphla; Soricidae. Gene Ontology annotation, biological process: G protein-coupled receptor signaling pathway; sensory perception of smell. The coding region runs from base 1 to 1050 and encodes 349 amino acids.
AUGGCUGAAGGGAACAUCACUUAUGUCACCGAGUUCAUUCUCAAGGGAAUCACAGACCGGCCUGAGCUUCAGGCCCCAUGCUUUGUGUUGUUCUUAAUCAUCUAUACGGUCACAGUGUUGGGCAACCUGGGGCUGAUUACUGUAAUCAGGUUAGACACCAGGCUCCACACACCUAUGUACUUCUUCCUGAGUCACUUAGCCUUUGUGGAUGUUUGUUACUCCUCUGCUAUCACACCCAAGAUGAUGGUGAAUUUUGUGGUGGAGAAAAACACGAUUCCUUUCUACGCAUGUGCAACUCAGCUGGGCUGUUUUCUCACCUUCAUGAUCACCGAGUGUUUCCUCCUGGCUUCCAUGGCCUACGAUCGGUACGUAGCCAUCUGUAGCCCCUUGCAUUAUACAACACUGAUGUCCCAAACCGUCUGCAUUCGACUCGUGGCAGUUCCUUAUAUCUACAGCUUUCUGGUGGCCCUAUUCCAUACCAUCGUUACCUUCCGUCUAACCUACUGUGGCCCCAACGUCAUUAAUCAUUUCUAUUGUGAUGACCUUCCUCUGUUGGCGCUGUCCUGCUCAGACACGCACAUCAAAGAAAUUCUGAUCUUUGCCUUUGCUGGUUUCGAUAUGAUCUGUUCUUCUUCCAUUGUUCUCACCUCCUAUGUCUUUAUCAUCGCUGCCAUCCUAAAGAUCCGCUCUAAUCAGGGGCGCCGCAAGGUCAUCUCUACUUGUGGAUCCCAUAUGGUGGCUGUCACAAUUUUCUAUGGCACAUUGAUCUUCAUGUACCUCCAGCCCAAGUCCAACCACUCUCUGGACACAGACAAAAUGGCAUCUGUGUUUUAUACAGUGGUGAUCCCCAUGUUGAACCCCUUGAUCUAUAGCCUAAGGAAUAAAGAGGUCAAAGACGCUUCCAAGAAGGCAUUGGAAAAAGUGACACUGGCAAUGAGGAAUUUGACUCUAUCAUUUCUCUCUGCACAACAUGAAACAAAAAAUUUUUCUAUUCUAAAAAAACACGAGCUCACAAUAAUAUAUGCACACCUAUGUUCAUCGCAACACUAA